Racocetra persica is the source of this 157-nucleotide messenger RNA. Lineage: Eukaryota; Fungi; Glomeromycota; Glomeromycetes; Diversisporales; Gigasporaceae. The record is from the annotation of a GenBank genome assembly.
GGAAUUAUUUAGAUGUUUAUGUUGUUGCUAUUCUUUUGUUUUUGACGUUAAGUGGUGGUUUGGGUUAUAUUUUGUGUAAAAUUGCUAGAUACUCUUAUGCUAAAUAUAGGGGUAGAAAUAGAAAUUAUCAAAGACAUUUAAAGCAAAAAGGAGAGUA